UGUGCUCUUGAGUGUUCGUGGUAAUGGAUCUUAAGAUCUUGGGUGAAUUGUGGGUUCCCAUUUCAAAUCAGGACAGGAAAGGUAACUGUAAAUCCCAGGGAUUAAGACCUCAAACAGCACGCAACAAGAACAGUCCCAGGAAAGAACAGAUGGAAAGCCUAACUAGAAAGACAGUGCAUCAAACCCAGAUGCCUGUUGUGUAUCUGUACCUCUCCUGGGUGCCGUGCCAUGCUCCGUGCUCCUGCACGUGGCCUGCCCCAGCGCCGAGUAAGCAGCUACGGACCUCAAAGCUCAGAGGGAAGAAGAUGCUGUGGUACCUGCCCUGCAAGAAGACAAAGACAAAAAGAGAAGAGAGCGGAAAUGAAGAAGGCUUCUCUCAGAGCUGCCGCUGCACAUGCAGAGUCCUCCGCAGUGAACAGCCUUGUGGAGCUGAUGCAGAAGCUGCAGCUGAAGGACUGAGAGGAGGAGCAGCAGAAGGCAGCGGCUGCUGUACCCCUUUCUUUCCCCCUUGCUUCCCCAUGCCUUCCCCCUGCAACGCCCUGCUGUUCUGCUGCUACUGUCACCUGUCAUUAAAAAAACACUUUUCGAACACAUUGGAUCAGACCGCAUACUCUCCCUGUUUAUAAAAGCAGUAAAACAAGGAAUAUAUUAUUAUGUAUUGAUGAACUCCCACCUGCUUGAAGACCAAUAGCAGCUUCUCAUUCUGGAUUAACUCCUGAACACAACCUGGACUCCAUGCAUGGAUUUGGUAUCAGCAGUGGCUCUGCAAUAUUGGGUCUGAGUCUUCAGCUUCCACUUCAAGUUCUAGUGUAAUUUAGGACACCAAAAAUGUGUAACCACUCCUUUCAAAACGAAAUAUAUAAGAAGAAAAUACACUUAGAAAAAAUGAUGAACAUCUAACUACAA
Messenger RNA from Numida meleagris (helmeted guineafowl), 906 nucleotides. RefSeq lists its product as uncharacterized. The coding region runs from base 24 to 626 and encodes 200 amino acids. The transcript is spliced from 3 exons. The record is from RefSeq and is a predicted model, not a curated record. NCBI's taxonomy places the organism in Eukaryota, Metazoa, Chordata, Aves, Galliformes, Numididae.